AAAAUGAUCAUAAUGUAUGCGCUUACAAUUUAUCUUUUCUUUUUCAUACAAAGUUAACUGCUACACUAUAGAGAGAGAAGAGAAGGAUUUACUCACCUCUGCUGCAAAGCAACAAACACAAGCGUACAACAUAGUUUAUGUGUUAUUCUCAAAGCAAUUCCUUUCUUUCUUUGUUUUCUUUAUCUCAUGUCCUUGUGCAAGACACGAAAUUGCUUCUGCUUUGCAGGUUUUAUUCACUAGCUUUUCAAACGAGGAAAGUGGGUUGAUUCCUGGGCCGACUAGUUUUUUCUUUCCAAGGCUAAUUCCAUGAUACUGAAAGAUCUAAUGGAAGAAAAGCAGUUGAAUUUUAAUCAGCCACUUUUAUCAGUGAGGCGUUUCUCAUCAACAGCGGCCAGUGAAAGUGAUUACUCAUUAGCCAGACUUCCACCUCCUCUUGCUUACCAUUCAGAGUUAAAGUCAGUUCCAGUGAGGAAUGCUGGAAGUGUUCCUUUUGUAUGGGAGAAAGCCCCAGGAAAACCCAAAGAUGAAACCAAGUUACAGACACAAUCAGUUUCUGAGAUGAGAACCGGAAGCUCCGUUUUUUCCAACUCUCAAAGGGUUGCAUCUUUGGAUAAAAGAGUAGCAAAAUAUUCAAAAGAUGGAAAUAUGGUGAAGGAAAGUUCUUAUUCAGAUGAUGGAGAUGAAUCCUAUAAAGAUGCUCUCGACACACUUUCCAGGAGUGAGUCAUUCUUCACGAGCUGUAGUUUAUCUGGUUUGAGUGGUUGGGAGGAACAAGAGGCUCAAUCAUAUGGGAGUUUCUCAAGUGAUCAUCGACAAGCUCGUGAUUUCAUGAUUGAUAGGUUCUUGCCUGCAGCAACAUCAGAAGCACCACAUCAUGUGUCCAAGAAGGAACUUGUUGGACAAGAACAACAAAAACAGAAAAAGAGACAAGCGAACUUAGAAGAAUACGGAAAAUCCACAACUACUACUUGUGGGCUAUUUCCUCGGUUCUGUCUUUUGAAUCCAAUACCUGGAUUAACAAUGGAUAAAGUUCAAAGAAAUGCAGCUGAUGGAAUGCAUGCUAAAUCAGGUGCUUCUUACAUUGGAUCUACAAAAGGGCAAGUUACAGAAAAAAAAGAGAUUUUGGAUAUUCUAGUAAAAUCUAGACAUGGCACCAAUUCACAUCAAAGAGUUUGCAGAAAAAUAGUAUCCUGUGAGAGUAGUCAACAUGAUUAUGAAAGCCAAGUUCAUGAGAAAACAAUGUAUGUAGAUUCUGUAAAUAAGGUCACCUCUCAAACCAAUACCAGAGGGGGUGAUUAUGAGACUUGGAGAAGAGAUAAUGGUGUUUACAACAAUCCUUCAAUAGACUCAAGUUCUGAAAUGAUUGCAUUUAAGGAGAUAAAUUCAGAUAGUCAAGGGUACAGCAGGAGAAACAAUUCUAAUAGCCUCAAUCAAAAUUCAGAAGUUGAUUUGAAGAGCCAUUUAUCAGCCAAAUGGGUAGAUAAAGAAUGUUGUAUGGAUAGCUCAAAGGUAAGAUAUGAUGGGAAGAUUGCCUUAGAGAGACAACGUUUUACAGAGUCGGGUGACCAAGAAACAUCUGGUGCAAGCUGUUUUGGACUUCCUUUGGUCCUACCUUCACUAAAAGCUCCAUCAGAGUCUUGGCUUAAGCGCACUUUACCUACCAUUUCCAAAAACAACGUGACUUCACGGUCUAGCUUUAUCGCAAACCUUCAUGCACAAUGUCACUCUCCAGACAACAACAUUUUACCUUAAGUGGGAAACGAUUGUUAAAUCUGACAAUGUACAUCAUCUUCAUCUGCAGCUUCCUGAGGUAAUCUGAUAAUUCUUUGUUUGUGCUUGUUUUGUGUAACUGUCAUGUAGGAAUUCAAAGUAUAAAAUCCCUCAAAUUUUCAGGAAAUACAAACACCCAUAUCAGAAGCUUGUACUUUAUGGACAGAGGGCCUUUGAUAAUUUGACAUGUAUACAAGAAUUUUGUUGAUGUAAUUUUUGCAUCAUGAUGAGGUGUAUAUA
Molecule: messenger RNA, 2010 nt
Organism: Vigna radiata var. radiata (mung bean)
Lineage: Eukaryota; Viridiplantae; Streptophyta; Magnoliopsida; Fabales; Fabaceae
Exons: 3
Coding region: 307-1752 (481 amino acids)
Source: RefSeq, a predicted model, not a curated record